Messenger RNA from Bombus huntii, 3209 nucleotides. RefSeq lists its product as uncharacterized. The transcript is spliced from 3 exons. The record is from RefSeq and is a predicted model, not a curated record. Lineage: Eukaryota; Metazoa; Arthropoda; Insecta; Hymenoptera; Apidae. Bases 200 to 2149 code for a protein of 649 amino acids.
UAGCAGAGUUGCGCCCUCUAUCUAUUUCGUGUCAAAAUAAUAAACUGCAUCAAUUAAACGUGAUUUACGUACAAAAAUAAUUUUGUCCAAUUUUUUAAUGCAAAUGCAUCACUGUGUGUCUCCUCUACAUCCGUUCUUUUCUUAAUCAACUACGUCAAGCUUUAGAACCAGUAGUCUCACUAUUGUAUUUAGUUGAUCCAUGGUUGAUGUCUAUUUCGUUUCAUUCUACCUAAUUCGACCGGCGAUUUCGCUCGAAGGAGCAGUUAUGGAUUCUGCUUGUCAAAAUUCAGAUUUUAGCACUAAAUAUUUGCUUGGUCAGUUAAAUAUAGCCAGAAAAGAAAUUAAUAAUUUAAGACAACAAAUAAAGAGUCUUCGAUAUAUACAUGAAAAAGAUGUUGACAGCAUAAAGCGUCUUUUGGAAUCAUUCAGAAAUAGACCAUCUAUGCCUGACGCAAAAGUUAUAGGUCCAGAUGAUGUCAAACCUAGCACUAGUACAGAUGAUGAUACCAUAAAAUUAAAACCAAUUGGAGUAAUAUCUACUUGGUUUCCUAGUAAACGUGGUACACCUAGACAAACUGGAGUCUGUGGAAAAGUACCAGGAAAAUUGUUAUUAUAUAAUUCAAUAUUUACUAAUCCUGAUCAUGCACUUGAAGGAUUACAAGAUUUUUCACAUAUGUGGGUUCUAUUCUACUUUCAUAGGAAUGAUUCAACACAUGUUCGUGCCAAAGUUGCACCACCAAGAUUAAAUGGUACAAAAACAGGUGUAUUUUCUACACGUUCUCCACACCGUCCAUGUCCAAUAGGUUUGAGUUUAGUAAAAAUUACAACAAUAGAAAAUCAUACAAUUUAUUUUGAAGGUGUAGACAUGGUUGAUCAAUCACCUGUACUAGAUAUAAAACCUUAUAUACCACAAUAUGAUAGUCCUAUAUAUUUUGAGAAAUUAAGUAACAGAUCACAAGAAUCUAAUGUAGAUGAUGCAUUUGAGUGCAUAGAAGAAACUGCCAGAAAUCAAACAUGUGACACAUUCAGUACUAAUGUUAGUCUUGGGGAUGAAACAAGAAGUUUACUUUCGGAAUCUUAUUAUAGAAAAGUUAUUAAUAAAACAAAUCAAGAGACAGAUGUUUCUAGAGACGAAGAAAUUGCUUUAAGGUUACAAGCUGAAGAGUUCCAAAGAAAUUCAAACUUUGAAAGUUAUUCCAGUAUGAGACAUUUUUCUGAAUUAAAUGAUAUCAGUUUGCACAAUAAUAGUGCACUACAACAUAGCAUAGAUGUAACCGAUAUACAUAGAACUGCUCAUACAUUUUCCGACACUUUGUCUGAUCCACGGACAAGUUUGAAUAUAAUAGGACAUAACGUACUUUCGUCCAACGUGGAACAACCAGAAAGUUUAGUAGAUAUAAAUAAUAGAUUACAAAAUAUUAACGUAAAUGGUCGUACUAACAUCGAACCAACAUACGGAUCAAGAAACGUGGGAUCUAAUUACACAGAAACACAUGCUUCUCGGUCUAGACUUUUAGAUGGAGCUGAUGGACCAAACACCAUUUGUGGUACAGAUAUAGAUUUAAUUCAUCGACGAUCGUUAAAUUCGAGAAUUGAUAAUUCUCCUGUAAGGAUGGGGGUACGCGAAGCUCCUGAUGGAGAAGAAGGAUUAGAACCGCAAGUUCUUACUCCUUCACAACAUUUACCGAAUCAAGUAAUAAGAACAAUGUCAAACAAUAGCUUACCAGACAGUGGAGACACACAUUUAGUAUUCUCUUCUGAAUCGAGAAAUGCUGAGAACAGAGAAUCUGGAGCUAAUAUUUCUUCGGAGAUAAGAAUUCCAGAGUGGAUAUCGAGACCUCGAACACCUCUAUGUGUAGUAUUUAACGAUCGUGCUUUGAUUCAAUUAAACGAGAUUUUAGGAACUAAAAUAAAUGACCAAAAAAUAGCCAUUGAAAAUGUACUUCGCGAGGAUCCUAGAUCGGUAUAUCUGAGACAACGAUGGGGUAGCCAAUUUUAUACUUUCUUAAUUCAUGAUUUACACAUCACUUGUAGAUUCGACGACAGCAGGGGUAUAGUAACAGUUUUUCAAGUCAGACACGCUGGUCGUAUUUGCGAAUGUGGAGAGCCUGAGUGGCAAUGUUUGGGUCAUUCACCACCCUCUUCUUAAACGUACGCAAAUGUGUAUGUAUGUAUGUAUGUAUGUAUGUAUGUAUAUGAAUACGUGCAUAUAAUUUUUAAAUUUGUUGAUUAUAUUGUAAAAGGUGAUAGUGAGAAACUUAAUUUAUAUACCUUUAGGAUAUUUUGUAUGUCAUAUUCACUUUAUUUGUAAAUCAUCGAAUAUUUCGUAUUAGCCUAACAUUUGUUAGUAAAUUAUGAAUAUAUAAUAAAUCAGAAUUCGGGCCUUUUAAAUAAUCAUUAGUAAUUCAAUCAAAAAUAUAAAAAUUAUAAAUACAAAAUUAAUAUGAAAUUCUGUUGUGCAAAUCAAACGUUAAAAAGAUUAUUUUUUACUCAUUUACAAACGAAAUUAUUAUCAUCGUCAUGUGCAAAUAAUUUUUAAAUAAGUUUACUUUCAGUAAACUAGAGACUUCAGCAAUAUACAUUUCAAGAUCUAUUUCGAUGUUUAUUAAACAGAAAAUUACUUUCUACAUAAAAAGUCGAACUUGAUAAAAUAUUCGAUUACAUAACUUUUUUACAUCUUAUAAUUUUUGUACAUUUCGAACUCAUUUAUUGAUAAUUUUACUAAUGGAAACGAUCUUUUCUUUUAAAAUUUUUAAACUUCUUUCUACAUACGUCUAGAAACUAGUCUAAGAUCUUUCGCAAGUGCGUUAUAUAUAUUUAAAAGAUUUUUAAUUUAAGAUGCAUUUAGAUAUCAAGCCUUUAUAAAUCAUGUAAAUUUUGAUGUAUAGGAAUAGAUCAAUUUUUUAUUAUUUUGAUUAUAGAAUAUUUAUUGUAUAAUCUUUCAUGAUUUUUUUGUCGUAAUUAUACUAUCGUAUUUUAUCCUGUUACGAUACAAACGUUCCUAUAUGUUUACUUUUUGUAAAGGAUUAGAAUACAAAAGUUACAUUUCAAAUUCACGCACAAAAUAAAACAUUUGGGAAAGAAUUUAUUCUAAUUUUUAUAGUUCUAAAUAAUUGUUCAUAAAAAAUGUCUAUGUUAUGUAACAUAAUAUUUGUUUCAUUGCAUUAUUUGUUAACUAAAACUAUAAAUACAUAUACAACUCAAGUAUA